GUGUACAUAGCUUUGGAGCACACGGUAUGCCAGAGAAAAAUAAAAUAAGAUAUGAGAGAGUGAAGGGACGGGGAACGAGUGAGGAAGGGCAGAAUGUGGCAUAACAACAACGAUGCAACAAUCAAGAAUAAAUACAGCAUUUGUACUAUGAGUAAACAAAUUAUGGAGUUGAUCCUGUGGUGAGCUAAUCUGUCCCCACCCACUCUUUCUCUCUCUCCAUCCCCUCACUAACGGUGUACGAGAACUUCCCUCCACUCCUUCCACUCUGUCAUUCUCUUCCUGUUUCUUUUAUUGUACAAAGUGUUCAGUGACUCAGUUUCUACAAUAGUAACGGUCCAAUCCCUUGCUAAUUUGCAUCCGUUGUCAAAUCGUUUUGCUAUCUUUACUCAAGCCUCCGUCAACCAGUCUUGAUUCCCUCACAAACUGUCGUCAGAAAAUGUGAACAUUUUGCAGCAUCUCUGGCAACAUUGUACCACUCCAGCCGCGUUGAAACCUUCAAGUGCAACAUGUUGUCUCUAAACAUCUAAUAAUACCGCCUUAAAUAAGAGAGGUCGGGGAGAUUCAUCUUCACUUCUCUGUGUCAAUGCUAUUAAGUUAUGGCAGGUCUAGUUUACCAGGAACCCGGAUUCCAAAGAGUUGCUUUGAAAAAGUCGGCCUCCAUGAUCAAGUACUGCAAAUUUCCGCAAAACAUCUUCCUCGCUUUACUUCUUCUCCUGAUCUUUGUCCUGAUUGACUUCGUGUUGUUAAAUGGAUCUGUCUUUCGGAUCAGAGUGCGAGGUCCAGGUGACUGGACUUUGGCAAAGUUGCCGAAUCCGCCAAAUCGCGUAGAAGUAAUAACAGCGGAAGACGAGAGGGAAAAACAGGAAACGACGAUAAACCAGGACGACGAGCUGGCGCGAGAUGUUGCGGCCAUACCCGUCACCAUCGAGGAGGACAACUACUUGAGCAACGAAUCUUACUUCAACAUGACAGUGAGGAUGAACAUCAACUCUCCGACCUCGGCCAUCCCUCGGGUCUUGACGGAGCCCACAGAGCUGUGCGACAAGGACUCGACCACAGCCUCGACCCAUCAUCCGUUCUUGCUGAUGCUGGUUCUGUCCGGAUACAAAGACGCUGACGCUGACGCCCGUCGCGUCAUCAGAGAAACGUAUGGCAGUGUGACGCGCGGUAACACGUGGCCUGGAACUCGAGUUUCCGGUUCCACGGCGCUGGUGUUCGUGCUUGGUGAGCCCCCUGGUGCUGACGUCAGUCUGACGGCCACAGAGCAACGUCAGCAUGGGGAUCUGCUCAUCGGCGACUUCGUCGACACUUACCGCAAUCUGACGCUGAAGGUUCUCUUCGGCCUGCGCUGGUCCUUCUGGCAGUGCGCGCGCACCCGCUUCGUGUUGAAGGUGGACCAGGACGUCUUUGUCAACGUCCCGCUGCUGGUUCGCUUCCUGCAGGAGCGGGGUGAGUAUAACUCAGUGUACGGGUUCCCCUCGUACGGCCAUAAAGUGCAGCGUCGAGGAAAAUGGAAAGUAACGAGGACCAUGUACCCGUUCAGCAGGUACCCGACAUACAUGUCCGGCUCGGCUUACGUCUUGUCGAUGGACGCCGUGGGGAACAUCAUCAACGCUUCAAACUAUUUCCCGCCAAUCCCUGUCGAAGACGCAUUUUUCACCGGGAUCCUAUCCAUCGCCACAGGGAUUCGCAAGAUCUCUAGUCCUGCAUUCACGUUCAACAUGUACACGACCGAUCUGUGCGGUCUGAAGUACAACAAACGAUUCGUCACCAAGGUUGCAGAUAAACCCACGGUGUGGAAGCUCCUGAGGUACAAACUUUCGAAGGUGUGUAGCGGCCCGAGUCGUCCUCCAUGGCCAUCUUAACCGGGAAAAAGUUCUUAUAGAACCAUCAUGGGAAAAUGUUGCCAAACGCGGUCAAGCCAGUGUUUCUCUAAAUAAUUACUGGUCCACAAUUUGAAGCCUCUUUAAUUCACUUAACAGAGUAUUUGUUCAUAAUUUUUAUUAUUUGAUGGACUGGUACUCUCUUCUUUUCUCCUUCCCUCUUCUUUGUCUUUAACUCACCCCACGUAUAUUAAUGAGAAAGCGCGCGCACAUAUGGACACUCACAUGCAUGGACAUACAUAUAUAUAUAUACACAUAUACAUAUAAAACACACUCAUAGACACAUGUAUAAAUAGGCCAGAGUUAUUUCCCCUGCUAACUGUCGCCACUGUUGCACACGUGACCCCAGAGAUAAGACAGUCAAACCGACAUUGUUGUGACUAAAUUUUUUCAUCUUCUAGACCUUAUCUUUUUCCUAGUUUUUCAGUUAUUAGCAUUUCAUUAACAAGUGUCAGCUCUCAUUGGCGAGUGAAGUGUUUUAUCAGUGCCGCCUGUCACGUGCGUCUUGGUUAAACAUCGGUGCGGUCAAAAAUUAAAUUUAUUAUCUCUAUCAAGAUUUUUUUUCGUUGAAGCACAUAGUCAUGCACCUUAACUUUAUAAAAGUACAUCUUGCAGAAGGCUGUCUCUCUUAACUUACUUAAUGAAAUAACCGUCAAUACAACACACAUCAACACAACCUUAAUCCACACUAAUGAUAAUUUUCAUCAUUGUUACCCUCAACAGCAUCAUCAUCGUCUGUGUAUUACACAACGACUUUAAUUGUUUUGAAAUUUCUUCACAUAGAUGUAUAUGUUAAAUAUAUUAUCAAUGUUUAUUUUUUACACUGUUGUUUUAGCUUGAAUGUUCACUUGGAUGUCAGACUUUUAUACGAAUACUGAAUGUUUUGCAUAUUGAUUGUUUUCUAUGUUGGAAGUUCUCCAAAACGAUCGCAAGGAAU
Pomacea canaliculata is the source of this 2820-nucleotide messenger RNA. RefSeq names its product beta-1,3-galactosyltransferase 1-like. The record is from RefSeq and is a predicted model, not a curated record. Gene Ontology annotation, molecular function: N-acetyl-beta-D-glucosaminide beta-(1,3)-galactosyltransferase activity. Gene Ontology annotation, cellular component: membrane. Lineage: Eukaryota; Metazoa; Mollusca; Gastropoda; Architaenioglossa; Ampullariidae.